GUCGGGUACGACGUCGGAGAAGGAGGAGGAAGAGGCGGCGGCCCCGCCCACUGCCCCCCUCCCUCCGAGCUGCUUCCCAUCCCCGGGGGCGUCGCGCGGCAGACUGGAGCCCUCCCGCUGUAGGGGCGCUCGCGUGAAUGGCCGGGCGCCUUGCAGGGCAUGGCGGGGGCGUCAAUCGGGUCCCCCUGCUCGUGGCUUGAAAAGAGGCGGGGACGGCGGCAGCCCCGCCACUAGCACCGCGGCGCCGCCGCUCCGACAAGAGGAGAAGCGGCCCCGUGGAAGGAGGCGACUCGGGGCAAGGGAGGCGGGUUGCAGCAGCAGCAGUUGCUCCUGCUCCUCCUCCUCGGUAGCUGGGCCCGUGGAGAGCGCCGAAGGACACAACUCUGGCCCUGCUGGCUGGUCUGGGUGCGUGAAGCCCCCGGAGGCGCCGGCCUGAUGGCUGCGGGACCCCCUCCCGGCUGAGCGCCUGCGCCGGCCUCGGGAUCGGCGCCCCUGCUGCCAGACAGGAGGCGCGCUCCGCUCGGAGGGGAGGGGAGGGCUCCAGCGCAGCGCGCCCCCGUCCGCCUGUCUGUCCGUCGGUCCCGCCGUGCACGAGCCGGGCGCUCCCGCCGUGCCGCCAUCUUCCUCUGUCUGUCUGUCUGCCAGCCCGGGCGGCCCUUUGUCCUCCUGCAGCGCUGCUGGGCGAGUCCAGGCCGGGCGACGGAGUCAGGUAAGGGCCGAGGCGGCGGCAGCCUCCUUUCGAGCGCGGGGUGGGGGCUGAUCUCUAAACGCCCCCCGCUCGCCUACCCUGGUCAUCCCCCGCAUGGUGACAGGGCUCUUCUUUCCGCAGGUGCGCCCCCCCCGGGGGGGGGAACCAUGUCCCGUCGGAAACAGACCACCCCCAAUAAAGUCCACUGUGAGUAAUAAGGGGAGGGGGGCUGUUGUCACUUCCACCUUCACCCCCUUCCCCCGCUUAAGCGAGGCAUCCUCAUCCGCAAAAUGAUGGGGGGGACAGCCCUCCCCUCCACUAUUUGCUGCAUUCUUCUCCCAUAGCCCUGGUGGGGACUCCCUGCCCAGCAUCGAGGAUUUGUUGGCUGAGCUGAGACAUGUCCACGUACCACCUCUUGGAGCCUAAGGGCUCCUUAGGUACUCUGGGGGCUCAGAACCCCUCUCCGCCAUUCUAGUGGCAUUCUGUCUCUCCUUGGGCCACCUUACCCACUGAUGUUUCUUCUGCAAAUGAACAGCUUUUCAGCACUAGUUGGGAAUGGCUGGCUAGUCUCCCUUGCACAAUGGUGCCUGGAAGUCCCCUGUUCCUCAUUGUGCAGCUUUAGGAUCAGAAUUGAAAUAGCAAAGGCCCAGGAAAGAGUCUGGCAAUUUCAGGCAAGCACUGCCCACUUUGCACAACUUAAGAGAAAACGUAUCAAGGAGGAACUAAAGCAGAUAACUAAACCUGGACUACAAAAUCCACAGAAGAAGUCUCCCACCACAAAUUUGGCUUGCAAAAGUAGAUAAGUAGGUUUGCUAUUGCCUAUACUAAAGCAUCUUUUACACACAUGUAACAGCUUUACCCCUGGAGGAGAACCUGUAUGGCAGGACAAGCUCUUCCAAAAUAUGGGCCCCGGGGGUGGGAGAGCACAUGCAAAUUCUAGGGCGGAGCCAGGGCAGGCAAGAGCCCUCCCUGUGUGCUUAAUGCUGCUGAAGACAUUUGUAUUUCCAGGUCAUGUUGGAAAGGAUGUGAAGGGACGGAUUGGUCAGGCCACCGUUGCUUUGCAGGAAGGGUUUGGGGAAAGCUGUUUUGGGGAAUGGAGCCCAGGCAUUAGUCCCAUUCUGGGCCAUCUUCAGGUAGGGGAGACCAUCACUGGGCAUCUGAGGAGGGGGCAAGGAAUGACUGGGCUUGGGAAGGGCAAUGGUCUAAUGCGGCUUCUUCCUCCCCCAUUGUACUUCCAGGGGAGCAAGUCUUUGCUGGGUUAGAAGAGCACACACGUCAGGCCAUGAUGCGAAGAGACUUCCCUGGGCUGCUUGGAGCCCAGUCACCACUCAUGCAGCAGCUGCCACCUCCGCCACAAGAAAAGGACUCCAGCAGCAGCAGUAGCAGCAGCAGCAGCAACAGUGAGUUUCCCCAUCUUGUACACGAGGGCAGCUCUGGGACACCUGGGAGAGACCAAACACCUGCAUGCUGCUUUGGAAUCCUGUCAGCUGGUUUGUGGCAGAGGCCUAAAGCUGUUCUGUAUUCCAGGUGAUAGCGAGGGGGAUGAGACAACACAAGAUGAGGUCUCCUCCCAUGCUUCUGAGGAGGACGGAGCAUCAGCGACAGUGAAAAAGGAACUGGAACUUACUGAGCAGCUGGGCUGCAGCAAGCAGGUCGCUCGAGGCCAUGAGGCAAGUGCAUCACAUUGGCCGUAGUCAACACAUACUAAAGCAAAAGUGCAACACUGCUGUGGUUACUCGGUGGAAGGAGAAUAGCAAUAGCAGACUCUUGGAUGGCCCUAGCAUGGAGAAAGAGGACUGUAUAGCCCACUCUGGGAUUCCUGGGCCUGGUCCAUUGAUGUGUCCAAGUGAUCACUACAGCAAGCUCAAGUGAUUGGGUCUGGACUUUUUGGCAUUAGAGUUCCCUAAUAGUAAUGGGGGCAAGGGGAGUGAUAGAGCUGUUGUCAUCUCAUUCUGGGCUUCCCAGAAGAGGCAUUUGGUUGGCUGCUGUGUGUUAGAAAUACAAUACACAACUAGGUAGACCCUCAAUCUGAUUGCGCAGGGCUAAUCUUACAUUGUAGAGAAUCCGUCAACAUGGUCUUAAAGGGUCUGGUGCAGCAUUAGUUGGGGGGGAGGGGUAUGUGUAUGCGUGUGGCAGAAUACCAGGCAUGGGUCUUGUCCUCUGCUCUUUCCUUAGCCUGCCUUUCCUUGCUUGCAGAUGGGUUUAAAUGCCAGCCCAGAUACCCUGAUGGGACUCUCCCGUUGUCCCCUCUGCCAGCUAGAGUGUGGAAGCAGGGAGCAGCUUGUCACUCACGUCUAUCAGGUACUUAGAGGGGGCUUUGAUGAGACCAUCACGCAAGGCUAAACCAUCCCUGCCCUGGCUCCCCCUUUCCUUCCAGGCUGAAAUUAGUAAUCCUGGACUGGGAAAGGGUGGGGAUGGGGGCAGGGGCUGUUGGCAUUGGAUGCAAUUUGAAUCAUCCCCCCUGGUGGGUUUGCACCACAUCCCAGGGAAGGCCUUGCGGGUCUCUCUCCUUCUUUCCCUAACAGAAGAGGGAGCUCUUCCGUGGCUUGGCCUUGGCUGCCAGCCCUCAUAGGGACAGCUGAGAGGGGGACAGGGCGGCGGAGCCCUUGCCUCACAGCCCGGCCUCGUUUGCAGCAUACGGCAGCUGUGGUCAGUGCCAAGAGCUACCUGUGUCCCGUCUGUGGCCGAGCACUCAGCUCCCCGGGCUCCUUGGGCAGGCACCUCCUCAUCCACUCCGAGGACCAGCUGUCCAACUGUGCGGUGUGUGGGGCUCGCUUCACCAGCCAUGCUACUUUCAACAGGUGAGAAGUGGGCAUCUCUGACGGUGGGACUGGGACCACGUGGCCCAGGCCGCAUUUUGGAAGUCCUGGAGGGGCCCUGUUCAAUGGAAGCAAUGGAGGUUAUACCUGGCAAUUUCUGGAGGCAGCUGGAAUAGGUGACCCCAGCCAGAAGCAUUCUGCAGGCCAGCAUUCAUGUGGGUGGGGUGGCUUGUAAGCAUGGCCAGAGGGAGGGGGAGGGUUACAGCUAAGGCAGUAGCUUGCAAGUCUACACAAUGGUUUCUUAAGAUCUGUGCCGACCACCCGUCAUUUCUACUCUUUGACUUUCACAGUGAGAAGGUGUCAGAGGUGUUGUGUGGAGAUGCCCUGCCCAUUCCCCUCCCUGAGGCUUCUUCUGGUGCUGAGGAAAAAGCAGGUGGUGGUGCUGCUGCUGCUGUCAGCCCCACAGUGUAUCCUGCUGGCAUCCUCCUGGUGUGCAACAGCUGCGUGGCCUACCGCAAGCUUCUGGAAGCUCAAGCUCCAGGGGUUCGCAAGUGGGCCUUGCGAAGGCAGAACGAGCCCCUGGAGGUGCGGCUGCAGCGCCUGGAGCGAGAGCGCACAGCUAAGAAGAGCCGUCGAGACAACGAGACGCCGGAGGAGCGGGAGGUGAGGCGCAUGAGGGAUCGAGAGGCCAAGCGGCUGCAGCGUAUGCAGGAGACGGACGAGCAGCGUGCGCGCCGCCUGCAGCGGGACCGUGAAGCGAUGCGCCUCAAGCGGGCCAACGAGACCCCUGAGAAGCGGCAGGCUCGGCUCAUCCGGGAGCGUGAAGCCAAGAGGCUAAAGCGGCGGCUGGAGAAAAUGGACAUGAUGCUGCGGGCACAGUUUGGCCAGGACCCCUCAGCCAUGGCUGCAUUGGCAGCCGAGAUGAACUUCUUCCCACUGCCAGUGGGUGGGCUAGAGCUUGAGGGGCAGCUGCUUGGUAAAAUGGCCUUUGAGGAGCCGAGUCCCAGUGCCCUGCACUGAGGAGGGUAAAAAGGAGGACCUGCUCUUGUCUGCUGAGGCCCCACUUGCUCCGCCAGUGAAGCAUGGAACUGGAGUGUGACAACGGUCUGAGAGGGGCAGGGAGGGAGGAAGGGGCGGGCGCACUGGCUGUGAUCAGAAAUAAAUUAAUUGUACAUGUCCUCAGUCUGUGCCUCUUGGGCUUGGCCAAUUCACUGCAGCAGCUUGAGAGGCAGCUGCUGCUUCUGCCUUGCCCAGCUUGCUUCCUUGCUGGGCAAGAUCCAGCUGGAACUUUGCAGUUCUGUAGCCUGCCCCUUACUACAUCACGUUGGAGCUCUUAAGUGGGGACUAGCAAAGAAGGUGGAGUCCUGAAGAGGGAGGUGUAUAAUACGGCUUGGAGCCUCACAAGUUACCCACAGGGGUGUAUUAGGCCUAAUCAUAGUGGCUGCUAGACUUAGGUACAGCAGCACCAAAUGGGAGGUUUGCGGAAGAAUUUGACAUUCUGGGGGAAUAUGUGUUGGGGAGGGAGAAAGGUCCUAGAUUUGAGUGCUGCUGCUCUUCUUGCCUUUGUGCAUAGAGAGAUGGUGGUGGAAGGAGCACCAGUGAAAGGCAGACUUCUAAACAAAGGCUAGAGGAAGACCCUGCUGAGGGGUAUAUUUCUUUUCUUGGUCAGCAGCCUGUGUCGUCUCUUGCCCAACUUCCAAACUAGGUAAAAGGGAGAGACUUGGCUGCACAAGCGAGGUGAAGUUAUCUCUGUCUUGUUAGCCAGGUCUGUUCUGUUCUAUUAAUCUUAAAUCAUAAAACCUAUGUGCAGCCUGUUAAAUUUUUUGCACAACAGAACAGAGGUAAUUGUGCCAGUGUGAAGAUUGCUAAUUGGGGCUUUAGUGACCAUCGUAUGAAUGUAAGGAAGUUUCCUUUAUGAGCUUUCUGCCAAAAUUUUCUCCAGGAGACAAGCAAGACACAGACACAUCAAAGGAAAAGCUAUUGGCUUAUAAUUAUAUAGAUAUAUAUAUAGAUAUAGAUAUAUGUAUAUAUACUGUUUACAUAAGUCAACAAGUUAAAUGCAGUAUUCAUAAGAGCAUUAACAAUAAAAAUACAAUCUGUGUG
Podarcis lilfordi (Lilford's wall lizard) is the source of this 5550-nucleotide messenger RNA. The record is from the annotation of a GenBank genome assembly. Lineage: Eukaryota; Metazoa; Chordata; Lepidosauria; Squamata; Lacertidae.